AUGCUAUCCAGACUGCAAACUUACGCAACUAGUCUAACCCAAAAGACACAAUUGUUGUUAAGCAAGACCGUUUACUACGGUAAGGUGACCGCUGAACUAUCCAAGCAAGUUUACACUAAGGAAGGUCUACAACCACCUAACUUUUCCGACUUUGAAAUGGUUUACACCAGAUUGUACAGACAAGCUGUCCACUAUGCUGAAAGACCUCAACAAGCCAUCGAAGCAUUGAAGAACAUUGAGAAGGACAAGGCUAUUCAAAUCGGUGCUGUUGGUGUACAAAUGUUGGGUUUGUACUCAUUGGGUGAAAUCAUUGGUAGAAGAAAGGUUGUUGGCUACCGUAACUACUCUACUGCUUCCCAUUAA
Messenger RNA from Kluyveromyces marxianus DMKU3-1042, 363 nucleotides. It is a transcript of the gene ATP20, whose product is annotated as F1F0 ATP synthase subunit g. Bases 1 to 363 code for a protein of 120 amino acids. Gene Ontology annotation, biological process: proton motive force-driven ATP synthesis. Lineage: Eukaryota; Fungi; Ascomycota; Saccharomycetes; Saccharomycetales; Saccharomycetaceae. The transcript has a single exon. Gene Ontology annotation, molecular function: proton transmembrane transporter activity. The record is from RefSeq and is a predicted model, not a curated record.